Messenger RNA from Dioscorea cayenensis subsp. rotundata (Guinea yam), 1683 nucleotides. RefSeq names its product proline dehydrogenase 2, mitochondrial-like. Gene Ontology annotation, molecular function: proline dehydrogenase activity; FAD binding. The record is from RefSeq and is a predicted model, not a curated record. Gene Ontology annotation, cellular component: mitochondrion. Lineage: Eukaryota; Viridiplantae; Streptophyta; Magnoliopsida; Dioscoreales; Dioscoreaceae.
CUCCUAAUCAAUUCAAAUCCUGUUUUGCAAACACUUGGUCAUGUUCCCCAUCGUUCGACGUCUUCCUCUCAAUCUCCCAAAAUCCAUCCCUCUCCUCCACUCCUCCGCCCUCAACCUCACCGCCAUCACCACCCCAACCUCCUCCCAAACCCUAGACUUCGAUGACACCCACCGCCUCUUCUCCUCCUCUCCCACCUCCUCCCUCAUCUCCUCCCUCUCCCAUCUCUACGCCAUGGCCUUCUCUCCUCUCGUUGAUCUCGGCAUCACCGCUCUCAGAUCUCGAUUGAUCUCAGAGACGGAGAUCGGGCGGCGAGCAAUCAAGGCCACGGCCUACUCUCGCUUCUGCGCCGGCGAGGACGCGGAGUCGGCGGCGAAGACGCUGACGGAGCUCUGGGGUCGUGGGAUGCGGGGGAUCUUGGAUUAUGGGCUUGAGGACGCUGAGGAUAACGCCGCUUGUGAUCGGAACUUGGCCGGAUUCCUUCACACCGUCGAGAUGACGUCAUCGCUCCCGCGCGAUUCGGUGAGCUUUGCAUGUGUCAAGAUUACAGCAAUAUGCCCAAUAACAUUGCUUGAAAGAGUGAGUGAUUUACUAAGAUGGGAGCAGAAGAAGAAAACAAUAGACCUCCCAUGGAAGUCACACUCUCUUCCAAUCCUCUCACCUUCCAGCCCUCUCUACCACACCCCUUCCUCUCCUCCACCUUUAUCAGAAACCGAAGAACAAGACCUCCGGCUUGCCGAAGAAAGACUAACCACCCUCUCCCAGAGAUGCAGUGACUUCAAUGUCCCUCUACUCAUUGAUGCAGAGUACACAUCAGUGCAACCAGCUAUUGACUACUUAACAUACUCAGCAAUGCUCAGGUUCAACCACAAUGACCGACCAAUCGUUUAUGGUACAAUUCAGGCCUACUUAAGGGAUGCCAAAGAGAGGUUGAUGCUUGCAGUGGAGGCUGCUGAGAAGGAGAGAAUUUCUAUAGGUUUCAAGUUGGUCAGAGGUGCUUACUUAACAAGAGAAACAGAACUUGCUUCAUCUUUAGGUGCAGCUUCACCCAUUCACAGCAGUAUAGAAAAAACACAUGCAUGUUACAAUGACUGCACCUCCUUCAUGCUUGGAAAGGUUGUCAGUGGGUCUGGUUCUGUUGUGCUUGCCACACAUAAUUUUAACUCAGGAAAAUUUGCAGCAGCAAAAGCUGAAGAAUUGGGGAUUGAUAAAGGAGAUCAGAAACUGCAAUUUGCACAGCUGAAAGGAAUGGCUGAAGCACUGUCAAUAGGAUUGAGUAAUGCUGGUUUCCGAGUUAGUAAGUACUUGCCUUUUGGACCUGUGGAUCAAGUCAUCCCUUACCUUCUCCGCAGGGCUGAGGAGAACAGAGGUUUCCUCUCUGCUUCCACUUUGGACAGGCAACUCAUGAGGAAAGAGAUAAAGAGAAGAUUAAAGACAAUGCUUUCAGGAAGGGGAUGAAUGUGCAAUAGGUAAUUAUGAUACAGUAUAAUAACAAGCAGAAUUGCAUGUACAUGUGCAUUAAUCUGACUAAAAAAAAGAAAUAUAUGGACAGAAAGAUAUAAAUGUUGUUUGUGUACUCUGUCUGGUUCAUGCACUCUGUCCAUUUUCCACUGAAUUUGGAUACUAAUAAUGUACCUUUUAUCUAUAUUAUCUCAGAGUUGCAAGAUCAGCAAACACUUCUGUGU